AUGCCGUCGGCCAUGUCAAGUUCUUUGGCAGGUCGAGCUCCGGCCGUCCUCCGACAUGGUCGACGAGUCCCGACAGCUCUGACCAGCCGUAACUUCACUCUCGCCGCUUCCAACAGUCUGGCUAGGGCUCAGCUUCAGAACAGCAGCGCGAAGCUGUUGCAGAGGCGCCUCUUCUCCUCGAGCGCCCUUCGCCCUAGUGUUGCGCAAUCUGCGCCGAACCCCAAGGCGUAUCUGGAGAGCGGCGCAAUCAAGCCUUCUGCCAGCGUCGAUGUCAAGAAGGUGCUGGUCAUCGGCAGCGGUGGUCUGGCCAUUGGUCAAGCUGGAGAGUUUGACUACUCAGUCACCAAGGAACCCACUGCUAACAAGACUCGCCAUGAAGGAUCGCAAGCUCUGAAGGCUCUGAAGGAGGCGGGCGUUCAGUCCGUUCUUAUCAACCCGAACAUUGCCACUAUUCAGACCGACCACGCGCUCGCCGACGAGGUUUAUUACCUGCCUGUCACCCCGGAAUACGUGACAUACGUAAUCGAGAAAGAGAAGCCCGAUGGUAUCUUCCUCUCCUUCGGUGGCCAGACCGCCUUGAACCUCGGUGUUCAGAUGCAGCGUUUGGGUCUCUUCGAGAAGUACGGUGUCAAGGUCCUUGGAACUAGCGUCAAGACUCUCGAGACCAGUGAGGAUCGCGACCUUUUUGCUCGCGCUCUCGAUGAGAUCAACAUCCCCAUCGCCAAGUCGAUUGCAGUCGGAACCAUCGAGGAGGCCCUCGAUGCCGCCGAGAAGGUCGGAUACCCCAUCAUCGUCCGUGCUGCUUAUGCGCUCGGUGGUUUGGGAUCCGGUUUCGCAAACAAUGAGGAGGAGCUUCGCAACAUGGCUGCCCGCUCCCUCACCCUGUCUCCCCAGAUCUUGGUCGAGAAGUCGCUGAAGGGCUGGAAGGAGGUUGAGUACGAGGUCGUCCGUGACGCAAACAACAACUGCAUCACUGUUUGCAACAUGGAGAACUUCGACCCCUUGGGCAUUCACACUGGAGACAGUAUUGUUGUUGCUCCCAGUCAAACCCUGAGCGAUGAGGAGUACCACAUGUUGCGAUCCGCCGCCAUCAAGAUCGUCCGUCAUCUUGGUGUUGUGGGAGAGUGCAAUGUUCAGUACGCACUCCAACCUGACGGACUUGAUUACCGUGUUAUUGAGGUCAACGCCCGUCUUUCUCGUUCUUCUGCUUUGGCUUCCAAGGCUACUGGGUACCCUCUCGCCUACACCGCUGCCAAGAUCGGUCUGGGCCACAGCCUUCCCGAACUUCCCAACGCCGUCACCAAGACCACGACCGCCAACUUUGAGCCUUCUCUUGACUACAUCGUCACCAAGAUCCCCCGCUGGGAUCUUUCCAAGUUCCAGCACGUCAAGCGCGACAUCGGCAGUGCCAUGAAGUCUGUCGGCGAGGUCAUGGCUAUAGGACGUACUUUCGAAGAGUCUUUCCAGAAGGCUAUUCGUCAAGUCGAUCCCAAGUUUGUUGGCUUCCAGGGCGACAAGUUUGAGGACCUCGACUAUGAGCUCCAGAAUCCUACUGACCGCCGCUGGCUCGCCGUUGGUCAGGCCAUGCUCCACGAGAACUACUCUGUUGAUCGGGUCCACGAGCUGACCAAGAUUGACAAAUGGUUCUUGUACAAGCUGCAGAACCUUGUCGAUUGCCAACGGGCUCUCGAGAGCACUGGAAGUCUGGAGAACCUCAAGAAGGACCAGAUUAUCAAGGCCAAGAAGCUUGGUUUCUCCGACAAGCAGAUUGCUCUCGCUGUUGGUAGCACCGAGGACAAGGUCCGCGCCGCUCGUCUUGCCUUUGGUAUCCGUCCCUGGGUCAAGAAGAUUGAUACUCUUGCGGCCGAGUUCCCCGCUGACACCAACUACCUGUACACGACUUACAAUGCCUCAUCUCAUGAUGUUGUCUUCGAGGACAAGGGCACUAUCAUUCUGGGAAGCGGCGUGUAUCGCAUUGGUAGCUCCGUUGAGUUUGAUUGGUGUGCCGUUAGUGCCACCCAGGCUCUGCGCCAGAUGGGUAACAAGACGGUCAUGAUUAACUUGAGCUACGAGCGUGUAAUGGAUAUUUACGAGCUGGAGAGUGCUUCCGGCGUUGUUGUGUCCGUCGGUGGUCAGCUUCCUCAGAACAUUGCCCUCCGUCUCCAGGAGACCGGCGGCGCUAAAGUUCUUGGAACCGACCCUAAGGACAUUGACAAGGCUGAGGACAGACAGAAGUUCUCCGAGAUCCUUGACAGCAUCGGUAUCGACCAGCCCGCCUGGAAGGAGCUUACCUCCGUCGAGGAGGCCGAGACUUUUGCCGACCAGGUUGGCUACCCCGUUCUUGUCCGCCCUAGUUACGUUCUUUCCGGCGCUGCCAUGACUGUUAUCCACAGCCAGGAGGACCUCAAGGAAAAGCUCGAGGCCGCUGCCAACGUUUCUCCCGAUCACCCCGUCGUCAUCAGCAAGUUCAUCGAGGGCGCUCAGGAGAUUGACGUCGACGGUGUUGCUUCCGAGGGUAACCUGAUCCUCCACGCCGUCAGUGAACACGUCGAGCAGGCCGGAGUCCACUCUGGCGAUGCCACCCUCGUUCUGCCCCCCGCCAACCUCGACCAGACCACCAUGGACCGUGUCAAGGAUAUUGCCGAGAGAGUCGCCAAGGCCUGGCGCAUCACUGGUCCCUUCAACAUGCAAAUCAUCAAGGCCGACAACCCUGAGGGCGGCGAGCCUGCGCUGAAGGUCAUUGAGUGCAACCUUCGCGCCUCCCGUUCCUUCCCCUUCGUUAGCAAGGUUCUUGGCACCAACUUCAUUGAUGUUGCUACAAAGGCUCUUGUCGGUCAGCAGGUUCCCAAGCCCGUCGACCCCAUGGCCGUCAAGCGCGACUAUGUUGCCACCAAGGUGCCUCAAUUCUCCUGGACCCGUCUCGCCGGCGCCGACCCCUUCCUUGGCGUUGAGAUGGCCUCCACUGGUGAGAUUGCUUGCUUUGGCAAGGAUCUCGUCGAGGCCUACUGGACCUCUCUGCAGUCAACCAUGAACUUCCGCAUGCCCGAGCCCGGCGAAGGUCUGCUCUUUGGCGGCCAGCUUAACAAGGAGUGGCUCCCUACUGUUGUCAACUAUCUCGCCCCCCUGGGCUACAAGCUGUACGCAGCGGACAACGAGGUCAAGGAGUUCCUGGAGUCGAGCGCUAAGGGUAAGAUCUCGGUCGACGUCAUCGAGUUUCCCAAGGAGGACAAACGCGCCCUCCGUGAAGUCUUCCAGAAGUACGACAUUCGCGGCGUCUUCAACCUGGCCAAGGCCCGUGGCAAGACCAUCAUGGACGUCGAUUACGUCAUGCGCCGCAAUGCUGUCGACUUUGGCGUUCCCCUGUUCAUGGAGCCCAAGACUGCCAUGCUCUUUGCUCAGUGCAUGAGUGAGAAGCUGCCCCGCAAGGAGGGCAUUCCCUCCGAAGUCCGCCGCUGGUCCGACUUCCUCGGUGGCAAGCCGUUGUAA
Colletotrichum higginsianum IMI 349063 is the source of this 3486-nucleotide messenger RNA. RefSeq names its product Carbamoyl-phosphate synthase. Gene Ontology annotation, biological process: 'de novo' pyrimidine nucleobase biosynthetic process; L-citrulline biosynthetic process; UTP biosynthetic process. Lineage: Eukaryota; Fungi; Ascomycota; Sordariomycetes; Glomerellales; Glomerellaceae. Bases 1 to 3486 code for a protein of 1161 amino acids. The transcript has 4 exons. Gene Ontology annotation, cellular component: cytosol; cytoplasm. The record is from RefSeq and is a predicted model, not a curated record. Gene Ontology annotation, molecular function: ATP binding; metal ion binding; aspartate carbamoyltransferase activity.